Durotheca rogersii is the source of this 1091-nucleotide messenger RNA. Its product is annotated as kinase-like domain-containing protein. The coding region runs from base 97 to 927 and encodes 276 amino acids. The transcript has a single exon. NCBI's taxonomy places the organism in Eukaryota, Fungi, Ascomycota, Sordariomycetes, Xylariales, Xylariaceae. The record is from RefSeq and is a predicted model, not a curated record.
GAGAUCUUUCAUUCUCAAUCCAGCUUACCGCCUAUUAUGCCAACUCUUCAGCCUCUCAUUUGAUUUCUUGAUAUUAGAACCGCUCCCUCAAAAGCAAUGUCAAGUCGUUUAAAGGACAGGAUGCGGCAAGAUCGCAGACAGGCGCUCUUUGGCAACUCUCCCCCGCCCCCGCGACAGCCUGCCCCCUACCCCGAAGGCGAGAUCAUAUAUCGCUGUAAUGAUCGUUAUAUCGUGCGGCACGGUGAUAGCAUCACUAAAUACACGACAAACCCCGACGGAAUGGGCGCCAACGACCAUCCGAAUGAGGAGCUGGCGCUACGCUUUGUGAAAGCGCACACCACAAUCCCAGUGCCCGAGGUCAUCAGCAGCGACUGGGACCGCAUCACCAUGGAAUACGUUGAGGGCCAGACGCUGCAGCAGGCGUGGCCGAUGCUGACCCCCGACCAGCGCUCCGACAUCCUGGCCCAGCUCAGCGAUUACAUAGCGCAGAUGCGUGCCCUGGGCGGCAUCUACCUUGGCCGUCUUGACGGUCAAGGCGUGGUGGUGCCGUGUAUCAUGACGCGUUCGGGUGGACCAUUCGGCACCCUGGUCGAGUUGCAUGACUGGCUUGUUCAGCCGCCGAAGCGGUUGCAGAUCCAGUCCAUGUACUGGCACCAAAUCACAGCCCAGCUUAGCACUGAGUAUCCAAUCGUGUUCACGCAUGGCGAUAUUGCCUCACGAAAUAUCAUAGUGCGUGAUGGACGCAUCGUUGCCCUUUUGGAUUGGGAGUUCGCAGGGUGGUACCCAGAGUACUGGGAAUAUGUAUUUGCGCUGCGGGGGAUGGAUAAUGUUGACUGGGAGACACUAGGCCGCUAUCUUCCCUCUCUUUUUACCAAGCGCUACGAUCUAGAAUACAUCCUCAUGAGACUCAUCCUCACUCUCUACUAGUAACAAAAACUAAACCAGCCAACAGCCCCUUUAAGUAAACUGAUUUGUCAGUUUCUUCUCUACGAAGUUGUACUAUUUCUACGUUUAGAAUCCGUUAGAUACAAGCUCUUAGAGGCCCUCAAGCGUAAAGUUUUAGCAGUUCUAAUCACUUAUCUUACUCUCAA